Messenger RNA from Lathyrus sativus (Indian pea), 2640 nucleotides. The record is from the annotation of a GenBank genome assembly. Lineage: Eukaryota; Viridiplantae; Streptophyta; Magnoliopsida; Fabales; Fabaceae.
AUGAGGACUUUCUUCCCUGCAGAAUCAUCUAAGGAGGAGCACUCAAGUUCUCUUAAUCCUCAAUCAUGGCUUCAAGUUGAAAGAGGGAAGCAUCCCAAAUUGUCAUCAAUAGAAUCUCUAAUCAAAGUCCAGCAGCCACCUGUGCUACCGUUCUUUAAACCUGUUGAUUAUGUCGAAGUUUUGGCUCAAAUCCAUGAAGAACUCGAGUCAUGUUCUUCUCAGGAACAGUCGAAUCUGUUUCUGUUUCAGUAUCAGGUCUUUAAAGGCCUUGGAGAUGUUAAACUGAUGCAAAGAAGUCUCCGGGAAGCAUGGCGGAGGGCGAAUAGUGUUCAUGAGAAGAUUGUAUUUGGGGCAUGGUUGAAAUAUGAGAAGCAAGGUGAAGAGUUAAUUGCUGGUUUGUUGACAGGUAAACGUCAAAACGAAUAUGGGCCGAUAGAUGUGCAAUCUCAUGUUUCUGAUGUAACGGUAAGUUCCCAGGAGAAGGUCUUGAUGAAUGGGAACAACACUUCACCGUAUGUUGUUUUUACGAUUGGGGAUGAGAAGAUAGUGUGUGAUAGACAAAAGUUUUCUGAACUCUCGGCGCCGUUUCACACAAUGUUAAAUGGGGUUUUCUGUGAAUCGGUUUCGGAGGCUAUAGAUUUGUCUGAAAAUAAUAUAUCUUCUUCGGGUAUGAGGGCAAUAAGUUAUUUCAGUAUGACUGGUACUUUACUUGAACAACUCUCUCCGAAGCUUUUGCUUGAGAUAUUAGUUUUCGCUAACAAGUAUUGCUGUGAUAGAUUGAAAGACGCAUGUGAUAGAAGACUUGCAACGUUAGUUACUUCGAAAGAAGACGCCGUCGAGCUCAUGGAAUAUGCUCUCGACGAGAAUUCAACUGUCCUUGCAGCUUCUUGUUUACAAAUCCUUUUACGUGAUCUUCCCCACUGCUUGAGCGAUAGUCGGGUGGUUGAUUUAUUUCUUCACCCUAAUAAGCAGCAGUUGGCAGUUAUGGUUGGUCCAGGUUUAUAUGCACUUUUCUGCUUCUUAAGCGAAGUUUCUAUGAACGUUAGUUCUAGUUCAGACACAACAGUUAAUUUUCUGGAAAGGUUAGCUGAUUUUGCUGAAAACGACAAGGAAAGACUGUUAGCGUUUCAUCGAUUGGGAUGUAUAAGGCUCUUGCGGAAAGAAUACGACGAAGCUCGUUGCCUUUUUGAGAGAGCUGUUAAAGCAGGUCAUAUUUAUUCUGUUGCCGGUUUAGCUCGACUCGACUCUAUACAAGGGGAGGGGCAUAUAUCUUAUGAGAAGAUCAGCUCGGUCAUUUCUCCUGUCACUCGACUUGGAUGGAUGUACCAAGAAAGGUCACUUUAUUGUGACGGUGAUUUGAGGUGGAAAGACCUUGAGAAAGCAACUGAAUUGGACCCUACUCUUGUAUAUCCCUACAUGUAUAGGGCUGCAUCUUUAAUGUGGACAGAGAAUUCUCAAGGCGCACUUGCUGAAAUAAAUCGGAUACUUGGCUUCAAGCUUUCGUUAGAAUGCUUGGAAUUGCGGUUUUUUAUCUAUCUGGCUCUCGAGGAUUACAAAGCAGCCCUUCGCGAUGUUCAAGCAGUUCUUACUCUUUCUCCAAAUUAUAGAAUGUUUGAGGGACGCGUAGCUGCUUCUCAACUCCGUACUCUAGUGCUUGAACACGUUGAACAUUUGACGACGGCAGAUUGUUGGGCACAAUUAUAUGACUGUUGGUCUGCUGUUGAUGAUAUUGAGUCGUUGUCUGUUAUUUACCAGAUGCUGGAAUCUGAUGCGGCAAAAGGUGUUCUAUACUUCAGACAGUCAUUGCUUCUUCUAAGGUUAAACUGUCCUGAGGCUGCCAUGCGGAGUUUACAGUUAGCUUGGCAACAUGCAUCAAGUGAGCAUGAACGACUUGUAUACGAGGGGUGGAUCUUGUAUGAUACCGGUCAUUAUGAGGAAGGGCUCCAAAAAGCUGAAGAGUCUAUUUGUAUUAAAAGGUCUUUUGAGGCCUUUUUCCUGAAGGCAUAUGCAUUGGCCGACUCCGGUCUUGGUUCAAUAUGUUCUUCAACUGUUAUUUCACUUCUUGAAGAUGCCUUGAGGUGUCCUUCCGAUAAUCUGCGCAAAGGUCAGGCCUUGAACAAUCUUGGAAGUGUUUUUGUCGACCAUGGGAAACUGGACCAAGCAGCCGAUUGCUAUAUCAAAGCCUUAAAAAUCCAUCACACUCGAGCCCAUCAGGGUCUUGCGCGUGUUCAUUUUCUUAAAAACGACAAGGCUGCUGCUUACAAGGAAAUGACUGAACUUAUUGAGAAGGCAAAAAGCAACGCGUCGGCGUAUGAAAAGAGAUCCGAGUACGGCGAUCGUGAUCUUACAAAGGCAGAUCUAGAGAUGGUCACUCGAUUAGAUCCGCUUCGCGUCUAUCCUUAUCGAUAUCGAGCCGCAGUUUUGAUGGACAACCAUAAGGAACAGGAAGCCAUUGCGGAGCUAUCAAGAGCAAUAGCAUUUAAAGCUGAUUUACACCUCUUACAUCUCCGCGCGGCAUUCCAUGAACACAAAGGCGAUGUGCUAAGUGCGUUAAGAGACUGUCGAGCCGCACUCUCGGUGGAUCCAAACCAUCAAGAAAUGUUGGAACUUCACACCCGUGUUAACAGCCAUGAACCGUGA